This is a messenger RNA of Cynara cardunculus var. scolymus (artichoke), 1280 nucleotides long. RefSeq names its product serine carboxypeptidase II-3-like. Gene Ontology annotation, biological process: proteolysis. The transcript has 8 exons. Bases 213 to 1280 code for a protein of 355 amino acids. Gene Ontology annotation, molecular function: serine-type carboxypeptidase activity. The record is from RefSeq and is a predicted model, not a curated record. Lineage: Eukaryota; Viridiplantae; Streptophyta; Magnoliopsida; Asterales; Asteraceae. Gene Ontology annotation, cellular component: vacuole.
ACGUUGGUGCUCAGGAGGGACUAGCACAGCUUGACAAGAUCACUACAUUGCCAGGCCAACCAGCAGGUGUUGAUUUUAAUCAGUAUUCGGGAUAUGUUACAGUCAAUCCAAGUGCUGGCAGGGCUCUCUUCUAUUAUUUUGUUGAGUCUCCCACCGAUUCUUCAACCAAGCCAUUGGUUUUGUGGCUAAACGGAGGACCAGGAUGUUCUUCAAUGAUCGGAGCCAUGUCAGAACUAGGACCAUUUAGAAUAAACAGUGAUGGGAAAACUCUCUUCAGAAAUAACUAUGCAUGGACCAACGUUGCAAAUAUGCUGUUUCUGGAGUCCCCGGCGGGAGUUGGCUUCUCAUAUUCGAACACAACUUCUGAUUAUGACAAUGCUGGCGACAAGAACACUGCGGAUGAUGCUUACAUUUUUAUUGUUAACUGGCUCGAGAGAUUUCCUCAGUACAAAACUCGUGAUUUUUACAUUACUGGAGAAAGCUACGCCGGACAUUAUGUACCUCAACUUGCUUAUACCAUCCUUCUUAACAACAAGAAAACAAACCAGACUAUCAUCAAUAUCAAAGGGAUUGCUAUAGGAAAUGCGUGGAUCGAUGAUGAAACAAGUGAGAAAGGUAUGUAUGAUUAUUGGUGGAGUCAUGCUAUAAAUUCAGAUGCGACUCAUGAUGCCAUUUACAAAUACUGCAACUUUGUGAACGAUUCUUCAACUGGCAUGUGCCAAGAUAGUACCGACAAAGCAUGGGAUGAGAUGGGAAAUAUCGAUAUAUACAAUAUUUAUGCGCCGAUUUGCUUGAACCCUGAUCAAAGAAAUGCCUCUGGAACUGGUUCCAUUAAUGUUUUUGAUCCAUGCUGGCAAUAUCUCCUUAUAUCCUAUCUCAAUGACUCCAGUGUGCAAGAGGCAUUUCACGUAAGACCUACAUCAUGGGAUGUAUGCAGUGAUGUUCUCACACGAUGGAAUGACAGUGCGGUUACCAUCCUGCCCAUAAUAAAGUAUCUGAUUGCAAACGGCCAACGACUAUGGGUUUUCAGUGGGGAUACAGAUGCUCGGGUUCCGAUUACUUCUUCUAGGUACUCAAUCAACACCCUCAAUCUCCCGAUCGAGACUGCUUGGCGGCCAUGGUACCUCAACAAGGAGGUUGGAGGGUAUUUGGAGGCAUACAAAGGACUGCUUCUGAUAACCGUUAGGGGUGCAGGCCAUACAGUCCCAAGCUACCAGCCGCAGCGAGCAUUGGCCUUGUUCUCGUCGUUCCUUGGAGGGACACUCCCUCCUCCCUCUUAA